AUGGCAUUUGAAAAAAUUAAAGUUAAGACUCCAGUCGUUGAAAUGGACGGUGAUGAAAUGACCAGAAUCAUCUGGAAGAUGAUCAAGGAUCAAUUGAUUCUGCCUUUCUUGGACAUUGAUUUGGACUAUUACGAUUUGGGUAUUGAAUAUAGAGACAAGACCAAUGAUCAAGUCACUGUUGAUUCUGCCAAUGCAACCAAAAAGUACGGUGUUGCAGUGAAGUGUGCAACUAUUACUCCAGACGAGGCAAGAGUGGAGGAGUUUGGUUUGAAGAAGAUGUGGUUAUCUCCAAAUGGUACCAUUAGAAACAUUCUAGGUGGUACUGUUUUCAGAGAACCAAUUAUUAUUGAAAACAUUCCAAGAAUCAUCCAACAUUGGGAAAAGCCUAUUGUCAUUGGUAGACACGCCUUUGGUGAUCAAUACAAGUGUCAAAACAUUGUCACUCCAGAGUGUGGAGGUGACUUGAAGCUGGUUUUCACCCCAAAGGACGGUUCCGAUGUCAUUGAAGUUCCAGUCUAUGAAUACAAGGGUAAAGGUGCAGCAUUGGCAAUGUACAACACUGAGGAAUCCAUUACUGGUUUCGCUAGAGCUUCAUUUGAAUUGGCAAUUUCUAGAAAAUUACCUCUAUACAUGUCAACCAAAAACACCAUUUUGAAGCAAUAUGAUGGUUUGUUCAAGGAUACCUUUGAAAACAUGUACCAAUCCGAAUAUAAGGACAAGUUUGAAGAAUUGGGUAUCUGGUAUGAACACAGAUUAAUCGACGACAUGGUUGCCCAAAUGAUCAAGUCCAAGGGUGGUUAUAUCAUUGCAAUGAAGAAUUACGAUGGUGAUGUCGAAUCCGACAUUGUUGCCCAAGGUUUUGGUUCCCUUGGUUUGAUGACUUCUGUCUUGGUAUCUGCAGAUGGUAAGACCUUUGAAUCUGAAGCUGCACAUGGUACUGUCACCAGACACUACAGACAACACCAACAAGGUAAAGAGACUUCCACCAACUCCAUUGCUUCCAUCUUUGCAUGGUCUAGGGGUUUAAUCAAGAGAGGUGAAUUGGACAGCACCCCAGAUGUUGUCAAGUUUGCCCAAGUCUUGGAGAAGGCUACUAUCGAUACCGUCAGGGUUGACGGCAUCAUGACCAAAGACUUGGCAUUGGCUAGAGGCGAAAUUGACAGAUCUGCAUAUGUCACCACUGGUGAAUUCAUCGAAAGCGUUGCCAAGAGAUUAACUAAGGAAUUAGGUGCUUAA
Messenger RNA from Pichia kudriavzevii, 1236 nucleotides. RefSeq lists its product as uncharacterized. The transcript has a single exon. The record is from RefSeq and is a predicted model, not a curated record. Gene Ontology annotation, biological process: isocitrate metabolic process. Gene Ontology annotation, molecular function: magnesium ion binding; isocitrate dehydrogenase (NADP+) activity; NAD binding. NCBI's taxonomy places the organism in Eukaryota, Fungi, Ascomycota, Pichiomycetes, Pichiales, Pichiaceae. The coding region runs from base 1 to 1236 and encodes 411 amino acids. Gene Ontology annotation, cellular component: mitochondrion.